Messenger RNA from Symbiodinium pilosum, 675 nucleotides. The record is from the annotation of a GenBank genome assembly. Lineage: Eukaryota; Dinophyceae; Suessiales; Symbiodiniaceae.
AUGUCAGGAUGGUUGGGCACAGCCUUGGCUUCCACCCUUCCUAUCAACGUCCUGCGAAUUCUGCGGUUAGUACGAUUGGUGCGUGCAGCGCGCGUGGUGAUCUCUGUGCCGGAGUUCUACAUCCUGGUUUCGGGCUUCACUUCCUCCUUCAAAGCGAUUCUUUUUGGGUCUGUAAUGCUGGUGUGCAUCAUUAUAGUGUGGUCGAUCAUUGCGGUGGAGAUCCUACAUCCGGAAAAUGUGCAGAUUACGUACCCAUCCUGUGUCGAAUGCAAAUGGCGCUUCCAGAGUGUGUGGUCUGCCAUGCUGACUAUCUUCCAGCAGGUGGUUGCCGGCGACUCGUGGGGAGAAAUUUCGAUCCCUCUAGUGGAAAAGGCGUGGUGGACCAUCUUAUUCUUGUUUCCCAUCAUGAUGACCAUCUCUCUUGGGGCAAUGAACCUCAUCCUCGCAGUCAUUGUUGAGCGUGCAACAGAGGCUCGCGAGAAUGACCAGGUGAGGAAAGCUCAGAAAAAGGAUGCGGAGCGCGAAAGCAGUAUGGUUGAAUUGGCACUCCUGUGUGACAGCAUGGACUACGACGGUAGCGGCACGCUGUCUCUCGAGGAGAUGUUGAAUGGCUUUGACAGCAAUGCACAGUUUAAGGCUCUGAUGGAGCAAAUGGACAUCAUGCGUGAAGACAUG